Thamnophis sirtalis is the source of this 1411-nucleotide messenger RNA. NCBI's taxonomy places the organism in Eukaryota, Metazoa, Chordata, Lepidosauria, Squamata, Natricidae. The record is from RefSeq and is a predicted model, not a curated record.
CUCCCCGCGGCCAGGCCCCGCGCCAGGCGCACGCUCGGCCCAGCCGUCCCCGACAGCCGCCGGGGCCUGACUGAGGCGGCAAAGAAGCGCGGGGCGGGCGGCGGCGGCGAGGAGAGGAAAAGCAGGCCGGGCAUCGUGGCAGCAGCACCACCAGCGAGCGGCAGAAGCGCCCGAGGCCCAGACCGCCACCUUCCGCCUGCUCGAUGCUGCACCUCCCGGAGCUGCAUGAGGGGCCGGUAGAAGCCUGCGAAGAAGGAAACUUUCUCGACGGCGGCGGCGGCGGCGACAUCGGCGGCAGCGCCAGGAUGGACUUCCCAUCCGCCCAACCCAAGCCUCCCCCCGACGGCAAGAUCAUCUUCUACCCGCCUGGAGUGAAGGAGAUCACGGAUAAGAUCACCAACGACGAAGUGGUCAAACGCUUGAAAAUGGUAGUGAAAACCUUUAUGGAUAUGGACCAGGAUUCAGAAGAUGAGAAACAACAAUAUCUCCCUUUAGCCUUGCACCUUGCGUCCGAAUUCUUCCUCAGGAACCCCAACAAAGAUGUCCGUCUCCUUGUAGCUUGUUGUUUGGCUGAUAUAUUUCGAAUUUAUGCCCCUGAAGCACCGUAUACUUCACACGACAAGCUCAAGAACCUUAAUAAACAGGCCUUCGACCUUGCAAAAAUCCUGUUGAAAAGAACAGUCCAAACCAUUGAGCCAUGCAUUGCCAAUUUUUUUAAUCAGGUUUUGGUACUAGGAAAGUCUUCUGUGAGUGACUUGUCUGAGCAUAUAUUUGAUCUAAUACAAGAACUUUUCGCUGUCGAUCCUAAUCUACUGUUGUCUGUCAUGCCACAGCUGGAGUUCAAGCUGAAGAGCAAUGAUGGAGAAGAACGCUUAGCUGUCGUAAGGCUUUUAGCAAAGUUAUUUGGUUCCAAAGAUUCGGAUCUUGCAACACAAAAUCGUCCACUUUGGCAGUGUUUUCUUGGCAGAUUCAAUGAUAUUCAUGUUCCUGUGAGAUUAGAAAGUGUGAAAUUUGCAAGUCAUUGUUUAAUGAACCAUCCAGAUUUAGCAAAAGACCUCACUGAAUACUUAAAAGUCAGAUCCCAUGAUCCAGAGGAAGCCAUUCGCCACGAUGUCAUUGUCACAAUCAUCACUGCGGGGAAAAGAGAUCUUUCUUUAGUCAAUGACCAGCUCCUUGGCUUUGUCAGAGAAAGGACCCUGGAUAAGCGGUGGCGGGUAAGAAAAGAAGCGAUGAUGGGACUCGCUCAGUUGUAUAAGAAAUACUGCCUUCACGCUGAAGCCGGAAAAGACGCAGCAGAGAAAGUCAGCUGGAUAAAGGACAAACUUUUGCACAUAUAUUAUCAGAAUAGCAUUGAUGAUAAGUAAGUGAAUGGAUCUGCUCUUUCAUCCUCUUUUAACGACCCCGUAACGCC